Messenger RNA from Manihot esculenta (cassava), 3263 nucleotides. RefSeq names its product probable disease resistance protein At1g61300. The transcript is spliced from 2 exons. Gene Ontology annotation, molecular function: ADP binding; protein binding. Lineage: Eukaryota; Viridiplantae; Streptophyta; Magnoliopsida; Malpighiales; Euphorbiaceae. The record is from RefSeq and is a predicted model, not a curated record. The coding region runs from base 168 to 2810 and encodes 880 amino acids.
AAACAUUAUGGAUCUGUGAGCGCAGCUGCAGUGAGCUCCAUUUCUCUCAAGUCUCACCGGAAAUUAAUUACUCUCAGCCAAUAUCAUUCUGCAGUCAUUAGUCUACGCCGUUCAUAUUCUCUCCCUUCUGUCAGCUUCUGCAGCUUGAAUUGGGGCGUUUAAGAUCGAUGAGUGUCACGGAUCUUUGGACCCCAAUUAAGGACGUCGCCACUUGCUUCUGGGGUUGCACGACAAGCAACAUAGAGUAUAUCCGUGAUCUUGAAAAGAAUCUUGAAUCAUUGAGAUACUUAGUAUAUGAUCUCAACGGGAAAAAUGAAGAUGUGGGGGAAGCAAUUAAAAUAGGGGGUGGGCUGCAGUUGAAGAAUAAAAACGAAGUGAAAGCAUGGCAACAACGAGCGCAAGACAGAGGAAAAAAGGCGGAAAAAAUUCUGGAAAAAGGCGAUCUAUUGCUGAAGAAGAAACAAGGUUGUUGCUCCAAGCUCUGUCACUGCUUCUUCAAAUACAAGCUUGGAGUAACGGUGUCUGAAGAGAUAGACGAAGUCAAAGGAGUAAUCGACGACCGACGGAAUUUUCAACUUGACUUUGUCCUGCCACCGAAUGCUUUAGUGGAUAAGUUAGAUGUGAAGCCAACUGUGGGCUCAGAUUCGACCUUUGAGAAGGUGUGGGAGUAUAUUGAAGACCCAAGUGUGGGAAUGAUUGCGAUAUACGGAAUGGGAGGUGUCGGCAAGACGACUCUUCUCAAGAAAAUUAAUAACAAGUUCCUGGAUGCUCACCAUGGUUUCGAUGCAGUGAUCUGGGUGGUGGUGUCCGAGAAUGAAGGCUUGGGAAAAGUUCAGGAAGCUGUUCGUAGCAAAUUAAACAUAGUUAAUGAACUAUGGGAAGGAAAGAAUGAAGACAGCAGAGCUGCUUAUAUACGGCGUAUCUUGGAGACGAAAAAGUUUCUUCUGCUAUUAGAUGAUCAGCGCAAUCAGUUGGAGCUGUUAAAAGCAGGGGUUCCUCUUCUAGACAACACUGUGGCUGGUUCCAAGGUAGUAUUUACCACACGAUCAGAAGAUGUUAUUGGCAAAGUGAAGGAUGUAUGUGGCAGAACAAAGACCAUGAAAAGGAUUAAAGUAGAAUGCUUGACAUCAGAAGAUUCCCUGCAGUUGUUUGCAAUGAACUUUGAUUACGACAUCUUUGCCGAUGAAGAAGUGGCAAAGCAUGCUAAGGAUGUUGUGGAAGAGUGCAAAGGUUUGCCGCUUGCUCUCAUUACUAUCGGAAGAGCCAUGGCCAGUAAGAGGGAUUCGGAGGCAUGGCAGCAUGCGGUAACUCAAUUGCGGGGUUAUCCAACUCAAUUUCCAGGUAUGAGGCUGGAUGUCUUUCCUAAGUUAAGAUUCAGCUACGAUAAUCUGAGUGAUGAUGUUCAUAACAAAUGUUUCUUGUAUUGUUCUCUGUUCCCGGAGGACUACGAGAUCAAUAAACGGCAACUAAUUAACCUUUGGAUAGGCGAAGGGUUCAUAAAGGAUUUUGGCAACAUUCAUCAAGCGCGAAAUCAUGGAGUAGACAUUAUUGAAAAUCUAAAACUUGCCUGUUUAUUAGAGAGUUGUGAGUCAAAGGAUCACAUCAAGAUGCAUGAUGUACUUCGCGACAUGGCCUCAUGGCUAAUUUGUGAUGAAGGGGAAAAUCAGCAAAAAGUUUUGAUGCAACGAGAUCCUGAGUGGAUUAGAGCUCAAGGUCUUGCGAAAUGGAGAAAGGCAUUGGCGAUAUCAUUAUGGGGUCCCUAUUUCAAGGAUCUCCAAACUGAAACAGAAUUUUCUCGCUGUCAAACUUUAAUUGUUCGGGAAACUAAGUUGAGGAAGUUACCAAGAGGGUUCUUCUUUAACGCCUUGCAGGUCUUGGAUUUGUCACAUAAUCAAAACUUGACCGAGUUACCUGUGGAAAUCAAGAACUUGAUUCGAUUGCAACAUCUCGAUAUUUCGUAUACUGAUAUAAAGGAGCUGCCAAUUGAGGUCAAGUUCUUGAGCAAUCUAAAGAUUUUGCUGAUGAAUGAUACAAAGAAACUUGAGCUUCUACCACCGGAUGUGAUCCCGCAUCUCUCAUCAUUACAAGUUUUCAGUAAGGUUAAAUCCCCUUUCUUUAAAGAAGCCGCCUUGCUGGAGGAGUUGAAUCGUUUGGAAAAGCUAAUUUGCUUGGGUAUCACCUUACGUACCAUGAAUUCCAUCAACUAUUUGCUGAAUAGCCCCGAGUUACAACGCCUCAUCUUCUACUUAACAGUCACGGAAUGCCAUGGUUUGCCCUUGCUUAACAUAUCUGCAAUGCAACAUCUAGAGACACUUGAGAUAAGGGCAUGUCAUUCUUUGGAGGAGAUAAAAAUUUUCCCCGACCAAUUAACAUUAACAAUGCAGGACUGCUUCAGCAACCUCAGUCAUGUAGCUUUUCAAGAUUGUCCCGUAAAGAAUGUGACAUGGCUUAUAUAUGCUCGAAGACUUCAAACGCUGGAAUUAGAUGAUUGUCAUUCAAUUGCUGGAGUAAUAGGUGACAGAUUCGAUUUGACAGAAAUUGACGAAACGCAGCCCAUAUUCUCAAAUCUCAAACAUUUAAGUCUGAGAUAUCUACCGAUGCUACAGACAAUAUGUAGUCGAGUCCUGCCCUUUCCACAUCUCACAACCAUUGAAGUAUAUGACUGCCCAAAUCUACGCAAACUUCCAUUUGAUUCCAGCAGUGCUAGAAACUGUUUGAAGGAAAUACGAGGUGAAGAGUCCUGGUGGAAUGGACUGAACUGGGACGAUCCCCAACUGAGGAAAGUUUUCACUCCAAAAUUUGUGAAGUAACAUAAGCUGAGCUUCAAUCUCCAGGGUUCUGCAACAAUGAGGAAUUUCCAAGUCUUUGUAACGAUCAAUGUAAGAAUGAGAAUCUUACUUCAAUAAUCUUUUCAUUUUAUUAUACUGAUCAACGGUACUAACUUGCUGUUAAUUCCAUCAAGCAACCGGUUGAAGAAUGAAUCCAACAAAUUUACUGACUCGUGGCCAAAGUUGGAUUAGCGGAAGCUCAUCGGCAACCGAAGACUCCAAAUAGUUGUAUGCUUGGGUUUUCCCACCUAUUUUUCAUAGUGGAACUUCCCAUUCGAAUCUUCAGUGAUGGGCAUUUGUUAAUCUUCUACGCGUGCUAUUAAGUCUUCUGUUGCAUAGAGCUCGGAUUUGUAAUUUAAAUUGUUGGAGCUCCUUUAUAACAAAAUUUGAUCUGAAUUCCUUAUCAGGAAUGAGGUUUGAAUAUUUUAAAUGGUA